Molecule: messenger RNA, 1421 nt
Organism: Pipra filicauda (Wire-tailed manakin)
Lineage: Eukaryota; Metazoa; Chordata; Aves; Passeriformes; Pipridae
Gene: CUEDC2
Product: CUE domain containing 2
Exons: 10
Coding region: 192-1046 (284 amino acids)
Molecular function (GO): ubiquitin binding
Source: RefSeq, a predicted model, not a curated record
GGGAGCCCGGGAACCCGGGAGGGAGUGGGGCUUAACUGCGGGGGCUUCUUCAUUCAUGGCUUGGGCCAGGCACUCAUUGGAUGGACCAUCAACUCUCCUGCAGGCACUGAAGUGACUUCACAAACACUGGCUGUGAGCGAAGGUCCUCGCACAGGUGGCACGUCUUCUCAGAGAAAAAGGUUUAGAGAGACAUGGAGCUUGAAAGAAUCAUUCGAGACACACUGACACGCUUCAUCCAGUCCCACAUCCCUGCAGCAGAUCUCAGUGGGAUGGAUGAUGUUUUCUUCUCUUAUAUCACGGGUGUCCUGGAGGAGCUGGGCUCACCAGAGUCCUCUGAGGAGAAUUUUGACAUGGACACCUUUGUGGAAAUGAUGGAGGCAUAUAUCCCUGGAUUUGCAGAAAUCCACAGUGGGGAUGUUUGCGAAAUGAUGUUCUCCCUCUCAGAAAGGCUUGGUGAAGCUCGCAACAAAGAAAAACCUGGCCAAAAGGCUGUGGAAAGCAGGAGUGAAGCACCCUCUGAAGACCUCACCAAGGGCCAGGAGCCUGGAGCUGGAGCCUGCAACGGGGAAAGGCUGUGCACUGUAACAGACGGAGCCAGGGCCCAGGAAGACGAUGACUUGAAGGAUGGGUUGGAGCUGCUACUGGAGAUGUUCCCAGCCUGUACCGUGAGCCAGGCAGAGAAGGCUCUUGCCAUGGCCUUGGGGAACUUGGAGGAGGCAGUGCAGUUAAUUGUGGAGGAGAAGGUGGAAAUUGGCCCAUCAGGUGUGAGUGUGAAGGAACUGGCACGGCCCCGCAGAACACCCAACCACGAGGAACUAAAACAGGUUAUCCUACAGAAAUACAUGAUGGUGGAUAGUGCAGAUGAUCAGAAAACACAUCGGCCAGCUCCACCCAAAGAGGCUCCCAAGAAGUUGAUCCGCUAUAUCGAUAACCAGGUGGUGAGUACAAAAGGAGAGAGGUACAAAGACAUCAAGAAGCCUGAGAGUGAAGAGAUGAAAAGAACCUAUAUCAGCCUAAAACCAGCCAGGAAGUACAAGUUCCACUGACAGCCAGGUUCUCCUGCUCUUCAGCCUUCCACCUCACUGGCCAGGCAUGGCAGGAUGGACUGUGGUGCUAGGAAUGAGGGACUCCUCCACCUGCCACUAACUUGAACUAACCUGGGAGCCAGGACACUGUUUUCAGCUUCCUCAACUAACCUAGUUGACAAGGAGGAGACUUCUCUCCAUGGGUAGCUAUCCCUCUGCCCCCAGGGGCACACUGCAGUGACUCUCUGGAGCCUGGGCAUUCUCUGCUCUAUAUUGCAUGGGACAUUUUUAGAUCUGAGAUGUGGCUUGUGCUUUUGCAGCAACCUUUUUAACAAGUCUCUGUGCACUGUUGCUUUGAGUGCCAGUAUUAAUAAAGAUGAUGUGAGUUGGUGUGUA